Molecule: messenger RNA, 382 nt
Organism: Salmo salar (Atlantic salmon)
Lineage: Eukaryota; Metazoa; Chordata; Actinopteri; Salmoniformes; Salmonidae
Product: oligosaccharyltransferase complex subunit 4 (non-catalytic)
Cellular component (GO): oligosaccharyltransferase complex
Source: RefSeq, a predicted model, not a curated record
CUCUCUCGACGUUGACGUGGCCCUCUGUGCUGCUCGGAACAGGACUGGAAAUCCAGGAUAGUAUCCUAUAUCAGAAAGACAAACGGAACCUGCAACCAACUAAAAUACAGAUAAAUAAGGAAUAACAAUGGUGACUGACGUGCAGCUGGCCAUCUUUGCCAACAUGUUGGGUGUGUCUCUGUUCCUGCUGGUGGUUCUAUAUCACUACGUAGCUGUCAACAACCCCAAGAAACUGGAGUAGAACUGCUUUGUUCAGAGAGGAGGAGAGAUGGAGGUGGCUGAAGAGGACCAUGUCGAGUAGCAGUGAGAUGCCGUACCUCUGCUUGCAUUAGCGCUGUCUCACUGUGCAGGGGUUUUCUAAUAAAAUGACUCUACAAACGCC